AUGAGCAGGAGGUCGAGGACCAAGGACAAAGAAGGGCCGCAAGGGAUAAAUUAUGUACAGUUCAAGAAGAGGUCAAUAGAAGAAGAGGACAGCAGAAGUGGAAGGUCCGAAACCCUCCACGGCGACGGGGCGCCGGCAGCAGUUCGAGGCAAGUGCCACCGAAAUAGGGAGCCACAGUCAGCAACAGAACAUCAGGAGAUACAGGGCGCAUCGGCCGCUAAAAUCUGGCGGUCGGCGCCGCCAUCGUCCCAUCGCGUGCUUGUCAGUCGAGCCACUCGCGCUGACUGGCCCGUAUCCGUUUUGGGGGCGCGGGACGCAUCUUCCACCAGGUAG
Verticillium alfalfae VaMs.102 is the source of this 333-nucleotide messenger RNA. RefSeq lists its product as hypothetical. The record is from RefSeq and is a predicted model, not a curated record. The transcript is spliced from 2 exons. The coding region runs from base 1 to 333 and encodes 110 amino acids. NCBI's taxonomy places the organism in Eukaryota, Fungi, Ascomycota, Sordariomycetes, Glomerellales, Plectosphaerellaceae.